GUCCUAUGUUGACAUGGUAUGCGCAUUCGCUAGAUUUCUCUUGUCAGUUUCUGGAUGGGUUUUCAACAAGCUGUACUCCCUGCUAGCGGAAUACACGCAGUUUUUGAGCGCUUUCACGGAGGAUACAUCCAGCGGUGUGUAAAACGUAGAUCACAAUGGUAGAUGCUUUCUCCCUGGUUAUCGGUUCGGUUGUCGUCGUGUGCGUCAUACAACUACUUCGACUGAUCGUCGCAGACUGUGACCUAGUGCUGCAGUGGGCCACGAAAUUUGGAAAAUCUCCAAAAUGUCUGAAAGGUAAAGUGAUAUGGGUGACUGGGGCCUCCACUGGUAUCGGGGAGUCCCUUGUGUACGAGCUGGCAUCUGCCGGAUGUCGUCUGGUGCUGUCUGCCCGUCGAGAAGAGGAGCUGCACCGAGUCAAGAAGCAAUGUCUCACGUGUGGGCCGCUUCAAGACGAAGACAUCAUGGUGGUGCCAUUGGACAUGGUCAAACAACACGAACAUGCAUGUGCUGUCGAGAAAGUUCUCAAGCAUUUUAAACAGAUAGACAUUCUUGUGAACAACGCCGGUAGGUCACAGCGGGCUGACUGGGUGAAUACAUCCAUCGAUGUUGAUCGUGAGAUGCUGGAGACCAACGUCCUGGGAACCUUAUCGCUGACUAAAGCUGUCCUUCCAGACAUGAUAGAUCGGAGAGACGGUCACAUCGUGGUCGUGAGUAGUGUUGGUGGGAAAGUAGUUGUAGGAGCGCCAAUGUCUGGAUCAUACGCUGGGUCGAAACAUGCACUCCAUGGCUGGUUCGAGUGUUUGCGGAUUGAACAAUAUUCCAACAACAUCAAGGUGACGAUGGUUUGUCCUGGACCUGUCUUCUCCAGCUUGAUGUCUAUUGCCAUGACGGAGGAGAAAGGAAAGGUGGUGGGAGGGGAGAUGAAACCAGGGGAAAAGAGGAUGGCAACAUCUCGGUGUGCCAGUCUGACAGCUGUCGCCAUCGCCAACCAGCUGGAUGAGGUGUGGAUCUCGGAGCACCCAGUACUGGCCUUUAUCUACUUGUUUCAGUACCUUCCUUCCUUCACAAGAAGACAGGUUUGUAAGAUGAGUCUGGCCAAGUUGAAGAAGAUGAGAGGGUCGGUAGGGUUGAGCCCAUAGCUACCAGCACUGACCAGCACUGACCAAAGCUAACCAACACAGCACAAGGCAUUUCACAGCUCUCAAUUCACUGACCACACAGUACAGUGAAACCAAUCCCAAAGUGACAUAUCCCAGAUUAACAAACCUAUGUGUUGCGGAAUGUCAAUGAGGCAAAGUCCUGAUGGGUAGCAAGGCUUCUGAACCAAAUGUAGGAUAGUGCGGUUUAGUUUUGCCUUUCUGUUCACAUAUAUUUGAACAGGAUGUAUCUACUAUAACUGCAUAAUCGUCCUUGUUUAAUCAUGUAGUAACAUCCAUUAUUACCUCCAUUUUCCAAAUAUAAUGCUUCCUAAACGAAUGUGAAACUUGGCCUGGCAUCCGAUUUUGUUAAGGAAUUUUGUUUUUGUCUUCACAAGAUAAUGAUAAUGUAAUUCCAUAUCUGGUCAACGUGGUUUAAUGCAUUUGAAGAUUAUUUCUUCAAGUUUGUCGGGUAAAUAUCAAGAGCAUGUUUCUUCAGGAGAAUUAACUGUUUCCAGUCACCUUGACAUUUGUUUUGAGCUGCUUGCUUAAGGACUAGUCAUUUAUUAUAGGGGAAGGGGGGCCGUGAGAUUAGGUGGUGGAGGCAAUGAAAAAAUGGUACAGUCAGCAUUGUCUCAGUGUGUGUGUAUAUUCGGUUCUAUUUUUCAAAAAAGGUAAACAUUACCAACUUGAACACUUGAACAUCAUUUAGGGACUGGUCACUUAUAAGGAGGGUGUUAUGAAAGAUUGUUGAAUGUAUUUCAUUGGGAGAUGUGCAUGGGAAGAUGGCCGUUAAGAAGAUUUAUUUGUAAAAAUGUGUACUGUAAAAAGAACAAAAGACUGAACAGAACCCCCCCCCCCCC
Haliotis rufescens (red abalone) is the source of this 1999-nucleotide messenger RNA. RefSeq names its product dehydrogenase/reductase SDR family member 7-like. The record is from RefSeq and is a predicted model, not a curated record. NCBI's taxonomy places the organism in Eukaryota, Metazoa, Mollusca, Gastropoda, Lepetellida, Haliotidae. The coding region runs from base 156 to 1139 and encodes 327 amino acids. The transcript is spliced from 9 exons.